GGCCUUUCAAAAGCUGCGGUCGGACCUUGACGAGGGCCGUCUUUGCUCACAAGGAGCCGUGACAUUGCCUGAUGACCACUGCUCCAUAGCAAAGGAGAUCUUUUUUUUCUUCUGCUUCCUCAGAACAUGCUGGCAUAAUCCCACAUGGAUUUAGUUGACCUCUACCUCCCCGAGUGCUUCACCUACCACCCUGGCGCACAAGAGCUGAGCAGGAUGUCGGCGAGGGGUCCGGACCCGCCGUGCCCCGCCUCUGUCAAGCGCGAGCCGUCCAGCCCCGGUAGUUCGCAGGGUGACGCCAGCCCGCCCCGGCCCAGCCCCGCCGCCUCGUCCUCAUCCACCAACUCCAGCUUGGACAAAGGCCACGGCAAGGAUCUGGGAUCCGCUCACGGCCGAGAGCCAAUCAGGUUGGCGGAAGACGAGGCCCUGGUCAAAUGCCAAUUCCUGCUGGGCUCGGCGGCCAAGCGGGCGUGUCUGGUGUGUGGCGACGUGGCUUCGGGCUACCACUACGGCGUGGCCUCCUGCGAGGCCUGCAAGGCCUUCUUCAAGAGGACCAUCCAGGGCAGCAUCGAGUACAGCUGCCCGGGCUCCAACCAAUGUGAAAUCACCAAGCGCAGGAGGAAGUCGUGCCAGGCGUGUCGCUUUGUCAAGUGUCUGGCCGUGGGCAUGCUGAGGGAAGGUGUGCGUUUGGAUCGCGUUCGAGGCGGUCGGCAAAAGUACAAGCGGCGAGUGGACGCUGACGACGGCACCUGCUCUUAUGGCCAGCUGCACAAGAAAACCUCGAGCGACACCACCAACCAAGUGGUGUCGUUGCUCCUGCUGGCCGAACCCGACGCCAUUUUGGCCAUGGCCGACCCGACGGAGCCCGACAGCGACAUCAAGGCGCUGACCACGUUGUGCGACCUGGCCGACCGCGAGCUGGUGGUCAACAUCGGCUGGGCCAAACACAUCCCAGGCUUCCCGUCGCUGUCGCUGGCCGACCAGAUGAGCCUCCUGCAGAGCGGCUGGAUGGAGAUCCUGAUCCUGCGCGUGGUCUUCCGCUCGCUGGCGCUGCACGAGCGGCUGGCGUACGCCGACGACUACGUGAUGGACCGGGACCGGUCCAAGAUGGCCGGCCUGCUGGACCUCAACAACGCCAUCCUGCAGCUGGUCAAGAAGUACAAAAGCAUCCGGCUGGAGAGGGAAGAGUUUGUGCUCCUCAAGGCCAUCGCGUUGGUCAACUCAGACUCGGUGCACGUGGAAGACUCUGAGGCGGUCCAGCACCUCCAGGAUGUCCUGCAGGGGGCCUUGCAGGACUACGAGGCAAGCCGGCACGCGCAGGAGCCUCGGCGGGCCGGCAAGCUGAUCAUGAGCCUCCCCCUGCUGCGUCAGACGGCCGCCCGAGCCGUGCAGCACUUCUGCGGCGUCAAGCGGGACGGCCGCGUGCCCAUGCACAAACUCUUACUGGAGCUGCUGGAGGCCAAAGCCUGAACCCUGCAAAUGUUGGUCGAGGACUUUCUAAGGUUGUUCUAAACAUAUCUACAAAUAUUUUUCAAAAAAUCUACCAUAACUUUAAAGCUCUAUGGAAUUUAUUGGGACAUGUCCAUCAUUUGCAAAACUUGCUGGCUUUUAUUUUUAUUUUUUUUAAACAUAUCUAACAACAACUUUACAUUUCAUUGAACCCGUUUUUGUGUGUGUGUGAAUUCCCUCUAAAUUCCUGCAUAGCUUCAAAACACCAACUGUCUUCUGUGGUGGACGUCAAUGUGUUUUCCCCUCGUAGCCAUUGUCGUCAGCUGACGUCGUGUCGUGUGGAGAUUGUUUGCAAAUAUUCAGCUGUUCAAGGAAAGCCUACUAGUGCGCUCGCCACUGAGUUUGGGGCAUUAAGUCUUCAUCAAAUGUUCUACAUUACUCUAACUGUACUGUAUUUGUGUGUGUGUGUGUGGGGGGGGGGGGGGCGUUGCAUG
Molecule: messenger RNA, 1940 nt
Organism: Syngnathus typhle (broad-nosed pipefish)
Lineage: Eukaryota; Metazoa; Chordata; Actinopteri; Syngnathiformes; Syngnathidae
Product: estrogen-related receptor gamma-like
Exons: 8
Coding region: 145-1467 (440 amino acids)
Biological process (GO): regulation of DNA-templated transcription
Cellular component (GO): nucleus
Molecular function (GO): steroid binding; nuclear steroid receptor activity; DNA-binding transcription factor activity
Source: RefSeq, a predicted model, not a curated record